UUCAACCUCAUCAGGUCCACAGAUGGAUGGAUAUCUCUCUGUUAUGAAGCCGCGAAUGGCCUGCGAUGAGACGAUUCGAGUGUCCAACUCCUUCAGCGCUUCAUUAACCAACACCAUCGUGGGUGGAUGAAGAGGAGUUUUUCGUGCCACAGCAUGUGCUUUGCUGGAUUCUAACAAUGAAAUUGACAAAUGUAUCAACCGUAAUCUAACCAAAACUGCUGCUUUUUCUUUGGUGGCAUGAUCAAACGGUUAAUAUCAAAGUUAGGCUAUAUAAAAACGUUAGUUAAAAACAGCAACUGCAUUCUCAGCCAACACACGUUCAAUGUUUAUGCACUUCAAGCAAACCACGCGGUUUAUCUGAACGGGCGCUGAAAUGUAGGUACCAGUCAGAGCGUUAAAGGUAAACUGAUCAGUCCGAGUAGUGUGAACUCGCUUUUUCUUCUCUCCUCCGGUCCUUCCUUCAAUCCUUUCCUUUACUGCGCUUAUCAGUUUACCGUCAGUCACUGCUUUGUCAUAUUAUUAAACGUGACUCACCAAACAUAAAUUAAAUAUGAAAACCCUUUCAGGGUUUUUGUAGUUAAACAUUGUGCAGCUGUUAAAAACUUAAAACAAAAAGUCGAAGAUAAAUAUUUUUCUCCGAAAGACAAGUUAGUUUGUUGGUUUUAGAAAUUCAAUUGCCUGCAAUAAUGAUACACAAUACAUUUGGUUGAAGACAGGUAGCUUUUGAACCUAAAAAUAAUUACCAAUAAAUUAUUCUGAAUGUUUAGCCUCCUUGCAACGUGACCAUUUUCCAUUAUUAGCCCAUAGUUGUCAUAUGAGACAUCUGUGGUUUUCCUGUGAACAAGCUCCACAUCUGCUUUUCUAUUGAAACAUUUCAUCUUUGUCCCAGUCACUGCCACCAUCUUCUGUGAAGUCAGACUAACAGUAUGUAUGUAGCUGUCUAAAAAAUGACAUUGUUCAUCCCUGAUAUGGCUGGUCAUCUGUUUUUGCUCAUCCUCCUUUUCGAUACCUUCCAGUACCUCAAAGCCAAAGACCCUCCUCAGCCCAGUCUAACAGUGAUUCCUGCAGUCAUCAAAGAGAGAGACUCAGUUCAGCUGAACUGUCAGACUUCUCCACCUGUCUCUGAGUGUUACUUCAAAAUAGAGGGGAAUGUAGAAUUCACCCUUCCAUCACCCUGUCAACAGACACUCACAGGAACACUACUGGUGAGGUGGACAGGUCAGAGUUCCCCAGCUGAGGUCAAAAUCCAAUGUCAGUACAGUGCUAAAGGUUCACAGUUCAGAUCCAUAUACAGUGAACCUUCAACAGUCACAAUUCAGGACCUUCCUCAGCUGACAGUGAGUUCUACAGUCAUCAGAGAGACAGAAUCAGUUCAGCUGAGUUGUGAGACUCCUCCAUCUCUCCAUGUGUCUCACUGUUACUUCUACAUAGGGGGGAGGAAGAAUCUUCCAGACUCAUCCUGUAGUCAGACACUCACAGGAACAGAGCUGCUCAAAAGGGCAGAUCAAACGUUUCCAGAUGUGGUCAAAGUGACGUGUUACUAUGCUGUAUGGAAGUCUCACACAUCUCCUUUUAGUGACCCUGUCUCAGUCACUGUUCAGGAUCCAAAACCAGACAUUACAGUCAAUAUUUAUGAGGACUUCAACAUCAUCUGUUUGAUUCCUGGAUCCGUCAGUCCUGACACCACCUGUAACCUGUAUGUUGGAGAGGAGAGUCAGCUAUCCUUCACAGCAAAGAUCAUGAAGAGAAAAGCCAUCUCAGCAUCCGGACAGCAGUUCUGUCAAUUCACUCCAAAACAUAGUGAUCUGAUCAGUCGUCUACAGUCAGUGAGGCGGAAGGAGGUGAGCUGUGACUACAGAUUGAGCUCAGGACCAAACUCUCUCUCUCCACGCAGUGAUGGGCACAGCUUUACAGAUCUGGUGGGAGUUCACAUCAGUGAUCCAACAACUAUACAGACACCUUCUAUUGCAGUGGGUUUGACUCCAGGUCCUUUGUCUACUUUGCCUCCCAGCAUGACAGCGAGUCCUACAGAAGGUUUGACCUCUCCUUUGACCCCCAGUACAGCAGUGAAUCCUACAUCAGGAGAAAGCUCCACAGAAAGCGUUCUGGCAGUUUCGACUGUUACUUCUACUUUGACCCCUGACAUCACAGUGAGACCAACUACAAUGCAGUGUUUUAAAGGUUUGACCUCUCCUUUGGCCCCCAGCACAGCAGUGAAUCCUACAUCAGAGGUGCAAUUAUGGCAGACAGCAGUGUGUAUGGCUUCUGGAGUGGGUGUGUUCUUAAUGGGAUUGACAGCUGUCUAUCUCUGCAGGAGGACCAAGAAAACCAAUUCUCAGAGACCUACAGCCAGACAGGAUGAUCACAGCCAAUGUGAUUUGGUGAUGGGAGCUAUGAGCAGUGCAGGCAUGUUGGAUUCAAGAGAUGCUGGGAUCUAUUCUCUCAUCACUUCUGUACCGUCCACGUUUUUGCCCUCAGGUCCUUUUGAAGAAAAUGGAAAGUCAUCUGAAAACGACAAUUCUGAUAUGUACCAUGUAUACAGCUCAAUCCCCGACAGACCAGCAACCUCAGCCCAGCCGGAUGGGUUGUACAGUCUUCUACAGACACACUGAAACUACACCACUGGCUCUCUGUAUGUCUCACAGAAAUAUUGUUUCUUUCAGGAUGUCCUUUAUUUAUCACACAUCAUGUUACUGUAAAUAGGUAUCUAAAACAUCUACUGCAGUGCCGUUUCUAUUUACAAGUAACAUUCAGUAAGCAGCCGUUAGAGGCCCCUCCCCCCUCCAAAAACAACCUUAGGAUAGUAGAAUACACAACGUGCAGUUUCGAAAUGUCAGAAACAUCAGAAGUUUAUCUCUUGUUAAUUGAGUGACUGUCACUGACAGUCACUCAAUUAUCCCAUGUCAGCUAAGAUUUUAUAGAUUGCUAGGCAAGUUAGUCUAGCCAGCUAUCUAAGUCUUGUAGUAAUGGUCCAAUUACUGCCCAGGGGCCCUGACUUCCACGAGGCCCCCAAUAAUUUUGUUAGUCACUCUCACUCAGAUAUCAAAUGAACAUGGCAUAAGUCAUGGCAAAAUGUGUGGAAUUGCACAACGUGUUGAAUUUCAGGAAAUUUGCUUAAUAACUGCAAAGAUCUCUCUGCCCCAUGGCAAAAUUAGUAGAAUUGCAGGACAUAAACUUUAAAGCUCCAAAUGUUUCUCUUUGCUGCCAUGAGCGGGGCCACUAAAAUGUUUUAUCGGUGAGGUGGGCAAAUCUCGCUUAGGGCCCCCAAAAUGAUUGGAACUGCCGUAAUUUCCUGUAUCACACAUUGACACCUGGCCUGGAUUUUGGAGCGGUCCGGGACAUACUCCCCUUUAAAUAUUUUUUAAGUAAAUGCCCAAGUAAAUAUAUACUGUUUUUAUAUAUAUUCUGUCAUCUGUGUGAUGUCUCCUUCCAUAACGGUUUGAUACAGUUUACAAAAUAAAAUAUAUUUGUGAUCAAAAUCGAUAGAUACAGACAAUUAAAAAUCAAUAAAUAUAUAACAUAUUCACACAAUGCAAAAAAACAGGUAAAUAGGAAAUUAAGAUAAUUUAAGUCAUUAUGAUCCAAAGUGGUAUUGCUAAGACAUUUUUCUUGGUGAAAUUCAUAUUGUGUUGAAAUAUGCUUAUAAUAUAAACCAGAUGCACCCAAGAAAUCUGGGGAAAAAGUCUCAUUUUAUUUGAACAAUUUUUGCAGCAAAGGUUAGCAAAUCCCAAAAGCCUGAUCUUAUAGCAAAAGUAUUGAUAUUGAUAUUGCCCACAUACGUUGUUACAAGCUACAAAAUAUAACAUUUCGGUUUUAAAAAUGUUUACAUUGUUGGCAACAUCAGAUCAUCAAAACUGAAAAAUAUAGAUUUCCAAAUGCAAUUCAAAUCUCCAAAUUUCUCCAUAUUCACAUGUUAACUUGUUGUUUUCCAAAUUCCCAGUUGAAUUUCAACUUACUCAGCACCUCAGUCGCAAUGUACAGUGUUGUAGACACAUUUUAGCCUUGAAGUCCAAUGACUGCGGAGUGGUUUAGAUGUAAAUGGUAAGAGAACACAACUUCAUUACAUUUUUUUCCAGUUAAUAUGAGCUUACAUUCUGUUUCGAUGCACACUCGAGCCUCGCGGUCAGGGUGGUCGAUUAUGCUAUGGGGGAUGGCUUUGUUUGUUGAAAAGGGGUGGCUCCCCCCUCACCUCCCAUAUACACUGUACACACUGUACAUAGAUCUUUCUAUUGUGUUAUUGACUGUAUGUUUGUUUAUGUGUAACUCUGUGUUGUAGUUUUUGUUGCACUGCUUUGCUUUAUCUUGGCCAGGUUGCAGUUGUAA
This is a messenger RNA of Oncorhynchus gorbuscha (pink salmon), 4323 nucleotides long. RefSeq lists its product as uncharacterized. Bases 948 to 2612 code for a protein of 554 amino acids. The record is from RefSeq and is a predicted model, not a curated record. The transcript has 18 exons. Lineage: Eukaryota; Metazoa; Chordata; Actinopteri; Salmoniformes; Salmonidae.